ACACUUCCCUCUAGCACUGAGUGACUGUGAGGCUUCAUUAUGAAGGACUAAAAAGCACAACACAAAGGCUCCAACAAGGAGAACAACUUGGAGGAAAUUGACUGUUAAAAGGAAAACUGUUGACCAUUGUGAAUCUAUUCAAAAACCAUUUCCAGUUAAAGAAGCAUGAGUAGAAUGUCAGGAGGAAUGGCUUUGAUGAUCCCUUGUGUCUUGUUUCUGCUAAACUCAGGUGCUGGAUUUGCUUUCCAGGUUGAGAAUGGAACCUUUGGAGAAUCGAUUUAUUUUUAUGAGUCUGUGCCAGCUCAUGUCAAUCCAUUAAUACAAUGGACUUUUAAAGAUGUUACAAUUGCACAGCUCAUUCCUCUAGGAACUCCUACUUGCAUUGGUGAUCAGUACACAGGAAGAUGUAACCUGUUUGAAAAUGGAACUCUGAGACUGAACAAUCUGGCAUUGGCAGAUGUGGGAAAUUAUACCAUGACUGCACAAUAUCCAAACACUACACUUAUAAAGAAGUCUAUCUAUGAACUCAGAGUCUAUAAUGUUCUCAACACUCCUGUCCUCAGUAGUAAUGGCACUUCUAAUAAUCUCAUUGGUGGCACCUAUGUGUCCCUCCAUUGUAAUGCCAGUGGCCAGACUGUAACUACGUACACCUUCUACCGUGGUGGGAAUAUAAUCUGCUCAGAGCCCAAUGUGAUCUGCAGGGAUUCCAACCUCAACUUCCAACCAAUCACAGGGAGUGACAGCGGAAAUUAUACCUGCAACAUUCAGAACCCUAUCAGCUACAACACCAGCAACACCCUGUACUUGAAUGUAUCAGAUCCGGUCUCAAAUGUGAAAUUAACCAGUAAUGUAACAGAAUGGGUCUGGCCAGGAUUAGAUUCAGUGUCUCUGACCUGCUCAGCCAAUGGUACAGAUGUCACUUACACCUGGAGCCUACAAGGAGAACCACUGCCGCUGCCAAACCACUACCUCAGUGAGAAUAAAAAAGUCCUCACAAUUAGCCCUGUCACUGCUAAUGACAAUGGAACCUUCACCUGUACAGCCACCAACUGGAUAAACAGCCAGAACAGCAAUGGAGUAAAUCUCAAACUGGGUUCUGCAAUCUCGGCGGUGACACUGACCGGUAACACAUCGGAAACGUACAUCUGGGCUGGAGAGGACUCUGUGUCUUUACAUUGCUUAGCUGAUGGAUCGAAUGUCACUGUCUUCUGGAAAUUGAAUGGAGGAUUAAUAUCCCCGAGUUCUCAGUAUCAAAUAUCACAAGGUGAUUCUCCUCUACACUCCAAUCUCCUCAUCAGCCCCGUCUCUAAAACUGAUGCUGGACCUUUCACCUGUGAAGCAUCUAAUCGGCUUGGAAAUAAAACCAGCAAUUCCCUAAGUCUCAACUUGGCCUGGAAGCCGGAAGGAAACAUUACUUGCUCUGCUGAGCCUGAUACACAGGGUGUUAAACUUGGCUGUUCCUGGUCAGGAGGAAAACCAGAAGCUAAUGUGUCCCUGACCUUUAAUGGAAAAACAGAGAAUGGAAGGAAUAAUGUAACCAGCCAAGUAUCCAUAGGUGAUAAUUUCCAAGGAUCAGAUCUCAUCUGCAAUGGAGAUCAACUAGGAAGAACAUCCAAAUGUACGAGGAAAAUAGGACCUCCAUUGGCCCUAGAACAUGACAACAGCAAAAUCACUGAUACAAAUGUGGGGGGCAAUCUAAACCUGACAGUGACCCUGGAACCUGGACUGCCAGCCACCUUCACUUGGCUCCAUACCCCCUCUAGCCAAAGCAAGGAAUCUAUCCAAAGCCGGGAACCCUUAGUGAGCAGCACCGAUUUUAGUUCCAGUUACCUGAUCCGAGACGUGACUGUGAAUGAUGCUGGAAAAUAUGAAUGCAUAGCUAAGAAUAUAAUUGGAACUCAAAGCUUUCUCUUCAAUGUCAAAGUUGAAGAAAUUCCUUCUAAAACUGGCUUGAGCGGUGGUGCAAUAGCAGGUAUUGUAAUCGGGGUUUUGGCUGGUGUUGCUUUAAUUGGAAUCGCUGCGUUCUUCAUUGUGAAAAAAAAAAAGCGCAGUGGAAAUAACAAAAGAAUAAGUGAACCUGAUGACCAGCCAGGUACCACUGUAACAUAUGCCACAGUUCAGAAAAAGAAUGGAGGUGUGACAAACAACGAGCAAGAGGAUGAUGUCAAGUAUGCAGAAAUCAAGUUCCCAAACAAUAAUUCGAACAUGGCAACUGUCCCACCACCUGUGGAAACAGAGUACAGCACUGUGAAAACUUCCAUCAAGCAGUAGAAGAUUAAUGAACUGAGAAAAUAUCUAAUGCAAGUGGCUGAGGACAUUGCAAGCCAAUGUCAGGAUAAAGCAUUUGAAAUUUGGACUAGUCACCAAGACAUAUACCUCUAGACUCCUGUAGAUCAGGACCUACACCUCCCAUUUAAUCAGCAGUGCCAUCCCUUUUUAAAGCUUUUAGGUUCUACCGCACACCCCAUAGGUGCUAAACCGUGCCUUGUCUAAAAAUGAUUUCACUUUUUUAAAGCGUUUUAAUUUAUAGAAAAUUAUUUUUGUAUAAUCUGUUAAAGGACCAGUAAACUGGUUUAUUGGUUAACUUGGUUAGAGGGUAAACAUACUGUAGUUUAUACGAAAGUAUACAAUAUGACAUUUACUAAAUAUGCAAGCAACAUUUUUAUACAAAAUACAAGAAAUUGAGAGGAACAGAAAAUAUACACUCUAGUCUUCAACAAAGUAAUUUUCCUGCAAGUUCCCAAACUGAAUUUCUUUAAAUAACAUUGAUAUCCUAUUUAGCCUAAAAUGGCUGAGAACACGACAGUAGGGUGUACAUAGAAUUACAGGAGAAUUAACUAAACCAAAGGGCUUCACGUUUUGUACAAAUAUGCCGUUUUCCAUAUAAAUUUGUGGUGAAAGGAAAACCUUUUAGAUUUGCUGGUCCUUUAAGGUGUUAAAUUGUUGUUAGAUAAGCAAUCCUUUUAAUGAAAAUGGGUAUUGUCUACCUGCCCUCCCACCAGCAUCACUGUUCUUCGCUCUUUGACAUCUGAGGCCUCGUACACACGACCGAGUAACUCGUCGGGCGAGACACAUCGUUUUCCUUGACGAGUUCCGUGUUA
Messenger RNA from Rana temporaria (common frog), 3101 nucleotides. RefSeq names its product carcinoembryonic antigen-related cell adhesion molecule 1-like. The record is from RefSeq and is a predicted model, not a curated record. Lineage: Eukaryota; Metazoa; Chordata; Amphibia; Anura; Ranidae. The coding region runs from base 166 to 2271 and encodes 701 amino acids. The transcript has 14 exons.